This is a messenger RNA of Colletotrichum higginsianum IMI 349063, 2016 nucleotides long. RefSeq names its product Peptide-n4-(N-acetyl-beta-glucosaminyl)asparagine amidase a. Bases 1 to 2016 code for a protein of 671 amino acids. The transcript has 3 exons. NCBI's taxonomy places the organism in Eukaryota, Fungi, Ascomycota, Sordariomycetes, Glomerellales, Glomerellaceae. The record is from RefSeq and is a predicted model, not a curated record.
AUGGCCACUCGUGCGGUCACUAGGGCGCUCGCCUUCUCACUCUUUGUCCUCGCUCUGAACACGGGUUACGUGGCUUCGCGCAAUCUGAUACCAGAGGCGGCCCUGUCAGAUUAUGCCACCCGUCACCAGGGGAUCAUUGCCGACACUCCGACGCGAUCGGGUUCUCAGACAGAUGCUGACCAAGGCGGACGGCAACGGCCUCUGGAAUGUUUUCAAGUCGCGCAGCCAGUGCUGGGACCCCGUGGCCCUAUCUACCAAGAGGUAGCCCGCGGGAGCCUUAUGGGGGGGGACGGUGGUGGUGGUGACAAGGGGAAACCGCCGGCGGACAGCAAAGAAUGUCGGGUGCAGCUCAUGGACCACUCGUUUGGUACCAGCUUCGGCAAGCCUUUCGUUGGCGAGUACGCACCUCCCGGCUGCGACUUCAACCGCGUCAUUGUAAACUUUACUGCCACGUCUGCAGGCCGCCAGCUGGACCGGCUGGCCUUGUGGUAUCUCGGCGACACGGAGGUGUGGAGAACAUCCACAGCGGAGCCCAGAGCGGCGCCCGGCAUCAUCUGGACCUAUUGGAAGGACAUGACACCGUACCUUAGCCUCUGGAAAUCUCCCCAAAAGAUUAUUUUUGACCUGCCCAACCUCAUCGACGACAGAUAUACGGGGCCCUUCAACUGCACCCUGACGGCAACCUUCUUCAGGACCGACGUGGAGAUCGACAGUGCACCACCCGCUGACCUCAUCAUCCCCAUCUCGUCGCGGAACGCAUCCUCCAACACGGGGAGUGCCUGGCAAGUGCCGGAGCGUGAGGCCGUCAGCACCGUCCAAUUUCCGCGCAAUGCCAAUCGAGCAGUCUUCUCCGUCUCGGCCAACGGCCAAGGCACCGAGGAGUUCUGGUGGAGCAACGUGCUCGAGAGCGAUGCCGCCGCCUUCAACGCCACCGUCGGCAUGGCCCCCGCCGGAAGCCCCUGGCGCGAGGUUCAGGUCAUCAUCGACGACCAGCUCGCCGGAGUCCAGUGGCCCUUUCCCGUCAUUUUCACCGGGGGUGUCGUGCCCAGCUUCCACCGGCCGCUCGUCGGCCUGGACGCCUACGAUCUGCGGGAACACGAGAUUGACAUCUCCCCCUGGCUCCCAGUCCUGAGCGACGGCAAGGAGCACACCUUCAAGAUCAAGGUCGCUGGCAUUGCCGACCAGGGAGACCGUGUGUUUGUUAAUACCACCGUCGGUAAUUACUGGGUUGUGUCGGGCAAGAUCUUUGUCUGGCUCGACGACGAGGGUUCUGUCACGACUGGUAAACCGCCCACGGUCUCCGUCCGCGACCCCGAGAUCCGGAUAUCGGGUCGCGCCGUCGGGAAGAACUCGACCGGCGCCAACGAGACGCUCGUCUUCAACCUCGACGUGACGCGCUCCAUAUCGGUCAAGGGCGAGGUGGUCUCCAAAAAGGGGACCAAGAGGCCCGAGUGGACCCAGAACUUGUCCUACAGCAACAAGGCAUCACUGGGCCAGUUCGGCCGCAACGGCUUCAACAACUUCGUCAUCGCGGGAACCGACGCGCUGCUCAACGGGCUGGUCAGGUACCAAUCGACGUACUCGUACCCGCUGAUCGUCAACCAGACCGCCAACAUGACGGCGGCCGGCGACCUCAGCCUGGACGCCACGCUCUUCCAGGAGCUCAGGCUGGAGGUCGAGGGCGCGGGCGUGUACCCGACGGGCCUAGAGGCCUACAACGCGCCGAACCGCGGCAGGCAGGGGCAGGGUACGCGGUACAGCGUGUCAAAGCUGUCGACAUUUCGCAACGGCACGGCCGUUUUCAACAUGCCGGCCGACAUGAAAAGCAGUUCUGCGACUGGCACGACACGGCAGGUGUUCCGGUUCAGCGGUGGUCGGGACGGGGCACGUGAUGUCGAGUUGUAUAUGAGGAGUGUAAAGGCCAGCAACAACACGGUGGUGUCGGACGAAGAAAGGUCUGCCGAUGGCCGGGGGAGAGUUUUGUCCGUCCCAAGCCUUUCAGGAGGCGCCAUUUAA